Doryrhamphus excisus (bluestripe pipefish) is the source of this 5298-nucleotide messenger RNA. It is a transcript of the gene lrig2, whose product is annotated as leucine-rich repeats and immunoglobulin-like domains 2. NCBI's taxonomy places the organism in Eukaryota, Metazoa, Chordata, Actinopteri, Syngnathiformes, Syngnathidae. Gene Ontology annotation, molecular function: protein binding. The record is from RefSeq and is a predicted model, not a curated record.
UGCUUCAUAUUUGCCCAAAAGAGGCGGGAGCCAGCGUCUCCAAUGUCAUUAAGUAAAACCGCUUUUGUUGUUCCAUCAAGACAGCACAGAUGGAGAAUAUAUUAAGUAUUUUUAAAUAACCUGGAUGUAUAGCUCUUAACUUUAUAAUAAGUUAUUUCUGGCUGGGUGGAUCUCAUCGUGACGGUGGAGAAAGUGUGGUAUGUCAGUCGGGUGUCCCGGUUGGAGCGAAAGGAAUUCCAAGCACGGUGAAGAAGAAAGGAUGUCCUGCUCAAAGUGUGAGAUAACUUUGCUUAACGUCUCCAAUGGGGGGCUGGAUCCUGUUUCCCUGACUUAUGUCUCCGUGUGACCGAGCUCAAGUUGCGGGAAUAGCGCUCGGCGGCGAAUAUCCAAACAGCGAAGUGAGUUAGCCACGUAGCUACGUAGCCUCCUGCGGGAAGAAGACAUUUAAAAUGGCGGAAGACUGGCCCCUUCCCUCGGCCUUCGUCUUCUUCCUUCUUCUGAGUGUGAAUGCGUGGGUCACCCACUCGUGUCCGUCUCCUUGCUCUUGCUACAAGAGCCCAGACGAGCUCCAAGUCCUUGACUGCAACAAGAAGAGGUUGUCGGCGGCUCCCUUGGAUCUUCCAGAGGGCAUCAGCCAAGUUACAAUGAACCACAACGACCUGACUGCUCUUCCCUUCCUUGGGGACUCCUACAACAUCACAUCACUGUCACUAGUACACAAUCGGAUCUCUGAGCUUUCCGUGAGUCAGCUGCAGCCGUACGAGUCCCUGGAGAUGCUGGACCUGACGUCAAACUCCCUUUCAGAGCUCCGAGUUGGAUCCUUCCCCUCCAUGCAGCUGAAAUAUCUGAAUUUGAGUAAUAACAAGAUCAGCGUCCUGGAGCCCGGCUGCUUCGACAACAUCUCCACCACUCUGCUAGUGUUGAAGCUGAACAGGAACAGACUGACUGCGCUGUCAUCCAAAGUCUUCAGACUGCCAAGUCUUCAGUUUCUUGAAAUGAAGCGUAACAAGAUCAAGAUCGUGGACAGCCUGACUUUUAAAGGGAUGGACUCGCUGAGAUCGCUGAAGUUGCAAAGAAAUGGCAUCACCAAGCUCAUGGAUGGAGCCUUUUUUGGACUAAUCAGCAUGGAAGAACUAGAGCUGGAACACAACAACCUUACUGAGGUGAACAAAGGUUGGCUGUAUGGUUUGCGCAUGCUGCGUAUCCUGCGGGUCAGCCAGAAUGCCAUAAGCGUCAUUCGAGCAGACGCUUGGGAGUUUUGCCAAAAGUUGGAGGAGCUGGACCUGUCCUUCAAUCAUCUGACCAGGCUGGAAGAGACGGCUUUUGUAAGAUUAGGUCUCUUGGAGAGCCUGAACCUUGGCGAGAACUCGAUCAGCCACCUGGGAGAACGAGUGUUCAGCAGUCUGAGCAAUCUGCGCACGCUAGACAUCCACAAUAAUGUCAUUUCCUGGGCCAUUGAAGACUCCAUCAGUGUUUUUGAUGGAAUGAAAAAGCUGAACACACUAAUCUUACAGCAGAACAAAAUCAAGUCAAUCACCAAGAAUGCCUUUGAGGGUUUGGAUGAGUUGGAGCAUCUGGACCUCAGUAGAAAUGACAUCAUGUCGAUACACCCUGAGGCACUACUGCAUUUAAAGCUCAAAGUCUUCAUCCUGAACACAAGCAGCCUCCUGUGCGACUGCCACAUGCAGUGGCUUGGACCGUGGCUCAGCAACAGCCAUUUCCAGCUGCCUGUGUCUGCCAUCUGUGCCCAUCCUGCCAACCUGCUUGGACGCAGUGUUCUUUCUAUCAGCCCGGUUGACUUUGUGUGUGACGACUUUCCCAAGCCCUGGAUCGUCACUCAUCCUGAGACGUCAGUGGUGCUGCGGGGCUACAACAUAACUUUGACGUGCGUGGCAUCCAGCAGCAGCGACUCACCAAUGAGCCCGGCAUGGCGGAAAGAUGGAGAGGUGCUUUACGAUGCCGAGGUGCAAAAUUACGCCCGGUACCAGGAAGGCGAGCUGAUCUACACGACGGUGCUCCACCUCCUCAAUGUCAACUUCACCGACGAGGGACGCUACCAGUGCGUGGUGUCCAACCACUUUGGCGCCAACUACUCCAACAGGGCCAAGAUUACUGUCAAUGAGCUGCCAUCCUUCCUUAAGACUCCCAUGGAUCUGACUAUCAGGACCGGGACCAUGGCCAGGCUUGAGUGUGCUGCAGAAGGACACCCCUCGCCGCAGAUUGCCUGGCAGAAGGACGGCGGCACCGACUUUCCUGCCGCCCGGGAGCGCAGGAUGCAUGUGAUGCCGGACGAUGACAUCUUCUUCAUUGCUAACGUGAAGACAGAAGACAUGGGGGUGUACAGCUGCACAGCGCAGAAUGCAGCGGGCAGCUUGUCAGCCAAUGCCACACUUACCGUCCUGGAAACGCCUUCAUUUAUGCGGCCCCUGGAAGACAGAACAGUGGCCAGAGGUGAAACUGCUGUGCUUCAGUGCAUCGCCGGAGGCAGCCCUGCACCACGCCUUAACUGGACCAAAGACGACGGUCCUCUGGUGCUCACAGAGCGCCACUUCUUUGCUGCAGCCAACCAACUUCUAAUAAUCGUCGACGCCGGCCCCACAGAUGCUGGGAAGUACACUUGCAUCAUGUCCAACACGCUUGGAACGGAGCGCGGUCACAUCUACCUGAGUGUCACACCGUCACCCAACUGCGAUUCUGGCGCGGUGUAUGACCAGGACGGCUGGACCACUGUGGGCGUUGUUGUUAUUGUGGUGGUGUGCUGUGUGGUUGGGACCUCGCUGGUGUGGGUCAUCGUCAUUUAUCAUAUGCGCAGGAAGAGCGAAGACUACAGCAUCACCAACACAGAUGAGAUGAAUUUACCAGCUGACAUCCCCAGUUAUCUCUCCUCUCAGGGGACUUUGUCAGAACCUCCAGAAGGCUACAGUAGCUCGGAGGCAGGCAGCCACCAGCAGCUCAUGCCUCCUCUCUCCAAUGGAUAUGUGCACAAGGGCACUGAUGGUGUGUGCUAUGGCGACACAGGCAGCGAGGUGGAAACAGAAGGUAACGGACGGCUACACUACCGGGUGGGAUCUCUGUUCACUGGCCAUAGCAGCUUCCACCCCUCAGAGGCUCGUGAUGGACCAGCUGCAGCCGCCUCAGGUGCCGCCAGUUCGUUGGUCAUCUGCUCCGACUGCUACGACAACGCCAACAUCUAUUCUCGCACGCGGGAGUACUGCCCCUACUCCUACAUGGGCGAGGACGACCCACUGGACAGAGACCUGCCGAGUCUGAAGGAGAGCUACGGUGAGCACACUCGGCAAGAGGAUGCUGCUCUGGAGAGCCUCAUCAACAAACGGGAGUCCUCCAACUUCCUCACGUCACAUGACAUGAGGCCGAGAAGCCACGUUUCAAUGGAAGACUGUGCUACCGGCUUUCUCAGCAGUUCUCAACACUGGGCAGAACGGUACAACUCCAAACCCCAACAAGGCACCACCACUCAUAGGACACUUCCUCCAGCUGAGGAGGAGGAGGACACACACAACUACAGAUUAGCCUCCAAAAGGACUAACCCUCAGGACUAUCCAGCACCCACAUAGGUCACUGGUCUGGGACCCAAUACCCCCCUUUCUUGCAUCCACUACCUCCUUAACACUCUGCCAAAGAUGCUCUAUGGAGUGUUUACAUUCCUCUUCCUCACAGCCAUUCAAAGUGACCUCUUCAGAACGUCAUGAAUGUAUGCUUAAACGGAGCCGUGCCUAAUCGCUCCUGCUACUACAUUUGGGAGAUGACCAACCACUCUUUUCAAGUCGGUAACGAUAUUUAAUUGCGGGAAGACGACUCCCCCAAAAAGCAGCAAGAGGACACACCCCCCUCCUGCAGACUUUGCAAAGACACUGACACCACAAUGUGGUGUAUAUUAUGAGUACAUAUGAAAUAUAUCCUUGACAUUCUUUAUGGCCUUACGCAAUCAUCAAGCCUUCCUUUUCAAGCAGUUUUGGAAGCAAGGGGGGAUAUUUUGUAUUUUAAUUUGCACAUGUGACAAUCAUGUUUUAUGCACUGAUCUGUUUUUCCGUCACAGCUUUCAGGCACUUAAUAUAACAUUCAAGUCAUCAUCCUUCUUGCUGAUGUUGAGAAAGAUUCAGGACUGUGAAAAAUGUAGAAUGUAUUGUUUUUUUUUAUUCGUUUAUGCAAGUCAGAUGUCCAAAGUUUAGCCUGCAGCUCACAUUUUAUUGACAUAUUCUGAAAAUGAAAUAAAUUCAUUGAAAAGAUAAUAUUAUUAGGUAUGACACUAAUAACUAGUGGAUUUGUCACCUAUGACACAAAUGCUAAUGUUAUUUUCAAGUACCAUAUAUUGACCUACAUUGGAUCGGUUGUAGCAUCUUUUAGUUUAAAACCUAUAUUGUAUAAAAGUGGCCUCUGUAUUCUUCAAUUUUCAUGUAUGCAACCUUAAAUAAAUAAUAAUAAUAAUAAUAAUUGGACACCCCUGAUGUAAGUGUACAGGCUACUAGUGUAUUACCAUUGUGUCAUACAUCUGCAGAGCUAAUCAUACAUCUAAAGAGCUAAUUUUGAGUUAAGUAACUUGUGAGUAGUACAGUGAAACCUCCAAAGUUGAACUUCCUGUUUGUUUCCCAUAUGGAAGUUGAAAUAAGCCAGAUUAAGGCCCCUUCUUGGACUCUCUAUUUGACCUUUGACUGUCAUACAAGUGUAAAAAUAAGUUCGCCUUUGUAUAUUUGUAUAAUAACACUUUUGGCGCAUAUUUCCCUCUGAAUUCCAUAUUAUACAACCUGGGAGGUUUCACUGUUCACUCGUCAUUGUUGCGUUAUUUAAUGCAACAUCUCCUAAAUAUUAGAAAUGCACCUCUUACCAUGAAUUUCCAAGCAUCCUUUGGAAAUGCAAAAUUGCUCUUUCAUGCUGUGCCGGAGCUGCAAGCAAAAUGAUGUCAUGCUUUUGCUUCCAAUCGCUUUAGAACAUAUUUUUGAUUGGUGCACUUCCAUUUUAGUUUGUCUCAUUCCAACAUCUCAUGCAUUCCUCGCUACGUAUUUUGUGACAUUGCAUUGUGGGAGUGAUAAUCAUAUAGGUACUGACCACUGCUGUCGGCUUCAAUGGGGACUGCUGUGGUCCCUCUGUAAGGUACCAUUUAUGAACGACAUAUCCACUUACUGACAUUUUUCUUGUAGAUUGUGUCGAUUUUGUUAUUCUUCUCCUCAUUGUUUUUUUUCUUGGCUAAAAUCAUGCAGUUUCAGUAGGAAAUGUUCCACACUAACAGGCGCUAAAUGUCGUCUCUUAUUGACACUUUGUUUCCUUCAAUACCAAAGUUUA